Messenger RNA from Esox lucius (northern pike), 4662 nucleotides. RefSeq names its product gem (nuclear organelle) associated protein 5 (gene gemin5). The record is from RefSeq and is a predicted model, not a curated record. Gene Ontology annotation, molecular function: protein binding. Bases 113 to 4561 code for a protein of 1482 amino acids. NCBI's taxonomy places the organism in Eukaryota, Metazoa, Chordata, Actinopteri, Esociformes, Esocidae. The transcript has 28 exons.
GGUGAACCUUACGUUGUUCAUUCUGUGUUUAUCAUGCAACGUGAAAGCUGCAAUUGAAGUAGGCAUGUGCAUCGUUGUAGGUUACAUUAAUUUCUGUUCAUUACGUUUCUGAAUGUCGACCACUCCUUUCAGAAUGCACGAAAGACUUCUUCCAGCCUCUCCGAACUGGUACUGUUCGCGAUGUAGUGACACGAAUGACCAGGGUAUAUUGGGGUUUGGAGCUAAAAACAUAAUCUACUUGAUUGACGUUACAGCAACAUCGUCUACAGUUGUUGGUGAACUAGUUGGUCACAGAGAGAGAGUCUCUGGCUUCUCAUUCUGCCAGCAUCCCGGCCAAAGCCAUAUUUGUGCCAGCUCCUCUGAUGAUGGGACUGUUAAAUUUUGGGACACUAAUGAGAAGGUCCUAUUAAAGGAGCAUAAAGUUCACCAGAACACCAUCACAGCCCUCCAUUGGUCCCCUGAGGAGAAGAACCUUGUGGUGUCAGCGGAUGAGAAAGGCAUUCUGGUCUGCCACUGGUACAACACGGGUGAAUCUCAAAGCUUUUUCCCCGAACCAAGGAAUAUCUUCUGCCUGUCCUGCUCCCCUCACAACUGGCACUACAUUGCUGUGGGAUACAAAGAUGGCAUGAUUGUGCUGAUUGACAUAAGUAAGAAGGGCGAGGUGGUGCAUCGUUUCCGUGGCCACGAUGAUGAGAUCCAUGCCCUGGCCUGGGCACCCGUGCCCAAUGAGGAAAUGCUUUACAACAGGCUGGACGAUCACACAGAAAUGAUCAGUGAGGUGACCGAGGGCACAGAGAAGGGAUGCUAUCUGGCAUCUGGGAGCAAGGACCAGACAAUAAGAAUCUGGAGCAUGCUUAAGGGCAAAGGUGUGAUGACUAUGAAACUACCAUUCCUGAAGAGGAGAGGGAUAGGUGUAGAUCCGGCGGUAAAGGAGAGACUGUGGCUCAGUGUGCACUGGCCCAAGGGGAAGCCAACCCAAGUCGUGUCAAGCUGUUUCGGGGGUGAGCUGAUCUUGUGGGACCUCACCAAGGGAGGCAAGCAGAAGUGGUGCCUGUUGGGAACAUCGUCAGAAGGGCAGAACCACAGCAGGAUUGUGUUUAACAUGAGCUCAGUGUGUGUUCUGGACAACAGAGAGCUCUUGAUCAGCACUUCCAUGGACAGACAGAUAAAAUGUUGGGACCUAUUGUCAUUGGACUGUUGCUGGACCUUGCCCACCCUGGGGGGCUUUGUGUACGCCCUGACCUUCUCUCCUGUGGGGACUGGCUGCCUGGCCUUGGGAGUGGGAGACAGCAUGGUCCGUGUGUGGAGCACCCUGUCCAUGCAGAACAAAUAUGACACAAAGACCUUCUGGCAGGGAAUCAAGUCCAAAGUCACAGCGUUAUCCUGGCAUCCAACCAAAGAAGGAUCCUUAGCUUUUGGAACUGAUGAUGGCAAAGUUGGUAUCUAUGAUGUUUUUUCUAACAAGCCUCCUCAUGUAUCCAGCACAUACCACAGAAAGACUGUGUACACAUUAGCCUGGGGUCCCCCAGUCCCACCGCUGUCAUUUGGUGGGGCAGGCGACCGGCCAUCGUACAGCCUGUAUAGCUGUGCUGGAGAGGGCCUCAUCCUACAGCAUGACCCCUGGAAGCUGACAGGAGAGGCCACAGACAUUGACAGGCUCAUCAAGGACACAAACAGCAUCAAGCACAAGCUGUCACCCCACACAGAUCUCAGCUGGAAACCAGAUGGAAAAUUUCUGGCCAUUGGCAAUGAGGAUGGGUCCAUUGAGGUGUACCAGGCCCCGAACCUCAAGCUGCUGUGUACCAUCCAGCAGCAUCAUAAGAUCAUCAACGUGCUGCGCUGGCACCAUGACCAUGGCUCCCAGCCUGAGCUGCAGUACCUCCUGGCGUCUGGCUCCAGCAACGCUGUGGUCUAUGUCCACGACAUCCGCACUGUCAUAGAGUCCCCUCCAGUAUGUCCCAUUGUGAUGACCGAGGCAUAUCGGAGCCUGGCGGGUCACACAGCCAAGAUCACCAGCUUGGCGUGGAGUCCCCACCACGACGGGCGACUGGUCACAGUGUGUUAUGAUGGUACAGCACAGGUGUGGGAUGUCCAAAAGGAGGAGGCUUUGUGCAACUACAGGGGCCACCGGGGCCGCCUGCUGUGUGUCCAGUGGUCACCUGUCGACCCUGAUCUGGUCUGGACCGGAGCUGAUGACUUUACUGUGCAUGAGUGGGCCGUGUCCAAACAGAAGUUUUCAAAGCCCCCCAAAGCAAAAAAAAAUGUUGACCAGAAGUUGAAGGUCAAGGCCAAGAAGAAAAAGAAAGGAACAACCGGGAAUGUGGGACUGAAGGUGGAGGAGGGCUUGCCUCUGAAUGGAACAGAGGAUAGAAGAGGUGUAUCCCUGGCACCAGGUGAUGGACCGUCUGACAAUGAGGAUGAUGAUGAUAUUGAAGAGGGAAACAAGACCAAUAGCGUCUCUUCAGUGACAGACUCUUCAUCCAGUUAUCAGGUGGACAAACCUGUGUUAGAGAGAGUGCAAAAUGGAGGAAAAUCAUUACAGAUUUUAAAGAAAGAAAUGAAAAAGGUGGAAAAACCAGAGUUGUCUCUAAAGAAGCGAAAGCCUCGCUCAAUGAUGCCCCUCAGUACAUCCAUGGACCACCGGCCCAGAGAAGACCUCCAGCAGGACUGUCUAAAGCUAGCCACAGUCAGGCACUCUGAUGCUCCUCCAGCCCACUUUGUCCCAGGCCUGGGUGAUCACAUUCAACUAGGCCUCUUUGCAGACCGUGAUGCCUUAUAUAAGAUGUUCCAUGAGGAGGAGCAGGCCCAUGUGGAGUCAGGCCACUAUGAGUCUGUAAUGUACCUGAGAAUGUGGAAAGGUGACAUCGCUGGAGCUCUUCAGGUGGCCACAGAGAAAGGAGAGCUGAGUGAUCACCUUCUUUCUGUUGCACCAAUGGCUGGUUACCAGGUGUGGCUGAGGACAGUAGAGGCCUAUGUGAAGCAGCUGUGCCUUCAGGAGCAGUUCCUCAAGGCUGCUUCUCAUCUCCUUUCCAUCAACCACAUAUACGAAGCCAUAGAUCUCCUAAAGUCCCACCAGCUCUACAGGGAGGCUAUAGCCCUGGCAAAGGCUAGGCUGCAGCAAGACGAUCCUGUGCUCAAGGAGCUCUACACAACCUGGGCAGCCGUGCUGGAAAAAGAUGGCCAUUUGUCUACUGCAGCUAAAUGUUAUCUUGCUGUGGACUCCGGCUUUGAUGCUGUCAAAGUCAUCGCUAAGAAAAAUGACCCUGUCUCACUGAAGACGGCAGCCAGUCUGGCGAAGAUCACAGGUGAAAGUGACCUGUCCCACUCCCUCUACCUAAGAUGUGCCAAAGACCUGGCAUCCUCUCAGGAUUGGCUGGGAGCACAGCAACUCCUCAGUGCACAGGAGAGCCUAUUGGUCCACCAGUUACACUUCUGCACCAUUGAGCUACUCACUGUGAGUCUAAUGGGUACAGUAGUGAAUUGGUCCUGUACCUCCUGUCAUCCCUGGUCUGCCUCAUGCAAGAACCAGGAUAGCUUCCUGGUGACCCUUAGGGAUGUGUGGGAGAGGGAGUUUGGUUUGUCUUCCAGCGACCAAGAGAAGCUCAAAGCUCUUUACCAACAACUGAAGGCCUUAGACAGUCCUCAGACUGCACCCAAUGUUCCAGUGAAACAGCUUCUGAGCCAUCUGUCCCUUGACGUGACCCUGAGCACUGUGAGCUGGCUGUUAGGUGACUGGGGAUCGGCCCUGGAGGAGCUUCUGCAUGGCGUGGCCAGAGCGAGUACAGCGGGACAUUUCUCUCUGAUGUCACAGACGUGCAAGCUGCUGUUUCCUCAAGGUAUUGAGUCCAUCUCACAAUACAAAAAGAUGUUGGAGCCCUUGGAUGGGAAUGCCUUAGCUGCAGCACAGAGCCUGGAGGCAUUUGUGUGUUACCAAGACCUCUACCACACAUGGUGGAACUGUAGCACUAAGGCCACGGCAGGAGCACAGGCUAACUUGACUAAUGGGCUGCAUUCACCCAGCGAGAACCGCAACAAAUCAACCAGCCACGCAUCUGACACCUCAGAAGGAGAUGCUGAUACCAGAUUGAGUGUGAGCACUUGCCAGCUCUUGCUGUCUGAGCCACAUGCAACCUGCCAGGCCACUCAGAAGGCUAUAACAGAGAUCCAGGAGAGACUGGCCUCCAUGGUUCACCAGCACAGCCAAACCCAGGAGGCUGAAACAAUAUCUUGUGAGGAACAGACUGAAAAGACCUCCUCGGCAGAGGGUUCCACUCCCACAGGCAGCCAAGAGUCCAGUGAUGCAGGACAAGGACAUGACACUGAAUCCCUACCUUCUUUGAUUGCCAUGGUUUCUGAGCACCACAAAGAGCUUGCUCACAUUCCAGACCAUGUCAAAAAAUAUCCAUACCCAGAUGUUUUGGAAGGCUGCUUAGUUCUGCUGUAUUUGAGUAAGAGUUCUGCUCUUGUUCCUGAUCAUCUGCAGGAAGAAGCAAUGGCCUUGCUCCGCAAGUUUGGAACUACCAGCUCUCUCUGCAAAGCCUCCAAGCGAUUCCUAUCUUAAUUUCUAUUUUCUUUAGUCUUGUUUUUGUUAAGUGUAAUUACACUUAGCCAGAAUGGCAAGUGUAUAAUUUGUAAAUCAAUAAACUUUUCAAUAAAGGGCAA